This is a messenger RNA of Oldenlandia corymbosa var. corymbosa, 600 nucleotides long. Lineage: Eukaryota; Viridiplantae; Streptophyta; Magnoliopsida; Gentianales; Rubiaceae. The record is from the annotation of a GenBank genome assembly.
AUGAAGAGAAACGAUCGUCGUAGGAAGAAGAACAAGAACACCGCUUCAUCGAGCCGUGCGAAGAUCAUGAAGACCACUGCCGCCCAAUCACCCGCCGGAUCAUCCAAGGAGAUCACGACGACCACCGCCCAAUCACCCGCCGGAUCAUCCAUGGAGAUCAUGACGACCACCGCCCAAGUACCCGCCGGAUCAUCCAAGGAGGAGAAGGAGACUGAGCAGAAGAAUCAGUACGUUGAUAAGGGCACUCCUGAGGCCAUUCAAGCUUUGGUUGCUGAGGCGUUACAGGUUACUGCGAAGGGACAUCUGGGCGAAGCAAAAAAUGAGGUGAUUCUACGGCUCGUAGAUUGUGUCAAGUGGCACAAACACCAGCGGGAUCUUCUUGACUGGGCUGCAGCCAAACCAGUGCUAGAACCUAUCGCUGAGAAGAAGUUUAAAGACCUCCUAAACUUGACUUUAUAUGUAGCUCAGGCGGCCGAUUCAAUGACGGCUACAGUGAAGAGAAUGCGAGCAGGGGAGAAACCUCCUGUACCACCAAAGUUUGUUCCUUUCACGCUGCAGGAGCAACCUCCCCUACCACCAAACCAGGGCUCUGGAGCUUAA